Messenger RNA from Xenopus tropicalis (tropical clawed frog), 789 nucleotides. RefSeq lists its product as uncharacterized. Lineage: Eukaryota; Metazoa; Chordata; Amphibia; Anura; Pipidae. Bases 115 to 789 code for a protein of 224 amino acids. The record is from RefSeq and is a predicted model, not a curated record. The transcript has 4 exons.
AACAAUAAAAUGUGUAUAAAAAUAAGCAUAUAAUGCCCGAGACAUACAGAACCCUUUGUAUAGUCAGGACAUAUAAGUGUGGCCAGAAGUCUGUAAAACAAGACCAAGCUUGUAAUGCUUAUCUCCUCACCAUUCUGUUUAAACACAGGGCACGGGGUCGUGCCGCUCUUAUGCUUUCCAGCAUUGAUGGCUACACGACGCAGGCAAAAAGGACCGAGGCUCCCACAUGGCCUGAAGAGAGCAGAAGAGCUCAAUAAGAAGGCUGACACAAUGUUAUGCCAAAGCCUGACUGAGAUUGAGAGGAAGCGCCUUAGACAAGUGGCUGAAGGGAACCUGGAAUGCAAGCAGUUAUGGAAGGAGCUUGAGCAAGUCGAAACUGAUGUGACCCCUUCGUUGGAAAGCCUCGAAAUGGGACUUCCUCCUGAUCUACCAGACUUAUCGAGGAAACGAUAUUCACUCCCACUACUUGGUACUCACGGACGUGAAGCGGGAGAGGAAAGCAGAAGGUACAGGUUUGGGCGGCGCAGCUCGGACGCUUCGUGCUCAUCGGAACUUCAAAGGAAAAUAUCGAACUUUAUCGCCAAGGUGAAAAGAUUCAAUAGUUUUGACUCGGUCGGACUCUCAACAGACGAUGAGAAAGAGAGUACGGGAAAAAGCCAAGAACUGAAGAACCCCUCUGAGAUCACUUUAGAAGACGUGAAGAGUUGCAGGUACAUCCGUCACCGGAAUUCCAUCCCCAGGUUUGAACGGGAGCUGAGUCUGGAAGAAAUAUUUGGCAAGGAUAAAUAG